AUGCCCGAGUUCUCUCACCACAUAAGAGCAUCUUUUGAACCCAGUGAAACUAAAUUAUUGACAUCUACACCUACAAACAAAUUAUUGACUGACUCGCCGGUUUUGGCAACAGCAUUGUCACAGAUAUUUCCAUACAUUUUAUUAAUUGAUGGUGUGCUAGAAACAAUAACAUGGACAAAUGACGACCACUAUCGUAACUUUUUGAUAUUAACGGUGUACUCAUGUGUUGUUAUGUAUUGGAAUUUGGUUAGCCAUUUUGCACUUCCGUUGAUUUUGGCAUUGACAUUUGCAAGUGUAGUUUGGCUGAUUAGCUCAAUUGUUUAUGACUCCAAGUAUGAUGAGAAGCCAACAAUAGAAGAAGUGUUGUAUACAUUGCAUAAUAUCACAAUACGAUGUGAGAUGAUUUUCAGGCCAAUUAAAAAAUUCCCAUUUACAAUUCAAAAUUAUACAAGGUUAUUCGUUGCCACGAUAUUGUUGUCACCGGUGUAUUGGUUUUUGGUAAAGACAGUGAUACCACCUCAGAAGUUUUUGUGGUACUCGGGUUUAUUUGCCUUGACAUUUCAUAGUCCUCAUGCAUAUGCCAUUAGACAAUUGCUUUGGAGAUCAAUAUAUCUUAGGCUUCUAGUUGUUUAUAUUACUGGAUUGGAUGUGAAAGUAACGAAAAAGUAUGAUCCGAGUGAGUAUCAAGAAGUGUCGCGGGUACAAACACCAGCAACAAGUGACACUGAGGGUAAAAACAUUGCCAUUCCGACAUUAUCCAACUUUACAGUAUUGAAAAAGAAAAUGGUGUCACCAACUCAAUUGAAACAAACGGUCGUAUUUGAGAUUUUGGAGAAUGAAAGACGGUGGAUCGGGUUGGGUUGGUCAUCAUUGCUAUAUCCUAGCGAGAGGUCCAACUUUUGUUACGAAAAAACACUCCAACCAGCACCUCCUAUAACUAUUCAUAAGGAGAACUUCCCAUUCCCCAUUUUUGAAAACGACAUAUAUUCGUACCAAUGGGAAUGGGCCGAGGAUGACUGGAAGAUAGAUACCGAGUUCAACAAGGCUAAAUCAGCCGAUGGUUGGGUUUAUUAUGACUCCAAAUGGGAACAUCCUCGGUAUCGCGAUGGGUUCAGCAAGUUUACGAGGUCAAGGAAAUGGACUAGAACUGCAAUCUUGAUGAUUGACAAGCAGAACACUGUUUAUGAUGAGUAA
Molecule: messenger RNA, 1194 nt
Organism: Lodderomyces parapsilosis
Lineage: Eukaryota; Fungi; Ascomycota; Pichiomycetes; Serinales; Debaryomycetaceae
Exons: 1
Coding region: 1-1194 (397 amino acids)
Biological process (GO): peroxisome organization
Cellular component (GO): peroxisomal membrane
Source: RefSeq, a predicted model, not a curated record